UCAGUUUAAACAUCUCUCUCUCUCUCUCUCUCUCAUCUCUCUCCCUCCUCACAAGUCACAAGUCUCAUCUCUCUCUCUCUCUCUCUCUCUCUCUCCAGUUUGAACAGGUCUCUCUCCCUCUCUCUCUCCCGGUCUCUCUCUCCCUCAGUUUCUACAGUUCGAACAUCUACAGCUUCAGCUACAUUUCAUUCGAUGUCGGAGAAUCACCAAAGACUUUCCCGGAUCGCAGCGACAAUUUCUCUCCUACUUCUACUCAUGCUAGCCAUUCCAACAGCUCUCCACCACAGUCGCAUCUCUUUCACCCAUCCACUUGCCUCGCCGCACCGGAAACUCCUCAUCCAUUCCGAACCAUCUGCACCAUCAGCUACAUUGGUGGAACCAGCCAGGGUCUGGGGGGACAAAUGUUCCCGGGCUGAUAUUCUCAUCAAUCAGGGUCCAGCUGCCCCUCUUCCCACCGGGGUACCUACAUACACCGUGGAGAUCAUUAAUGUGUGUGUCACAGGCUGUGAUAUCGCUGAAAUUCACCUCAGUUGUGGCUGGUUUAGCUCCAUUCGUCUGGUGAAUCCACGGAUAUUCAAGCGCCUGAGAUAUAAUGACUGCAUUGUUAACGACGGAAAGCCUCUUGCCAAUGGGCGUACCCUCUCGUUUCAUUAUGCAAACUCUUUCCGGUACCCACUUUCAGUUCAGAGAAUCAAGUGCUAGUGUCUUGGACACAUUAUGAUUUUAUAUAGCUGCAAUAUAUGAGUAUAUAUAGGGGUCCGUAUUGUAAAUGAGAAAUA
This is a messenger RNA of Daucus carota subsp. sativus, 779 nucleotides long. RefSeq names its product protein TAPETUM DETERMINANT 1. Gene Ontology annotation, biological process: cell fate determination. The record is from RefSeq and is a predicted model, not a curated record. NCBI's taxonomy places the organism in Eukaryota, Viridiplantae, Streptophyta, Magnoliopsida, Apiales, Apiaceae. The transcript has 3 exons. Bases 193 to 702 code for a protein of 169 amino acids.